ACCUCUCCUCUCUUUCUUCUCUUCCGGAGCGAUCAGAGUUAUUACUGUACCCCUCAAAACCAGGCACAUCACACAGAGAGAAGAAAAUCGAAGACGAAAGCCAAAACACCAAAAUGGAGCGCGGAAACUGAGAAGUUAAAACUGAACUUUGACUCGUCGUCCUGCUCUGAUCUCGGUGAAUUCUGAGCUGAAUCGUCGUUAUCUCCGCCAUGGCUGCACCGUUCUUCUCAACGCCGUUUCAGCCCUACGUGUACCAGAGUCCACAAGAUGCUAUGAUACCAUUUCAAAUUUUGGGCGGUGAAGCUCAGCUGGUACAGAUAAUGUUGAAGCCGGAAGAGAAGGUUGUGGCAAAGCCUGGUUCAAUGUGCUUCAUGUCUGGGUCGAUCGAAAUGGAAAAUGUUUUUGUUCCUGAAAAUGAAGUAGGGGUGUGGCAGUGGCUCUUUGGCAAGACUGUGAGCAGCAUAAUCUUUCACAAUAAUGGUCAAGGCGAUGGGUUUGUUGGCAUUGCGGCACCUUCUCUUGCCAGAAUUCUCCCGAUUGAUUUGGCAGUAUUUGGUGGAGAGAUUUUGUGCCAGCCAGAUGCAUUCCUUUGUUCCGUGAAUGAUGUUAAAGUCAGUAAUACGGUUGACCAGAGGGCUCGUAAUAUUAUUCCUGGUGUAGAGGGUUUUCUAAGACAGAAGCUAUCUGGCCAAGGGCUUGCAUUUAUAGUUGCAGGUGGAUCUGUUGUCCAGAAAAAUCUUGAGGUGGGCGAGGUAUUAUCUGUUGAUGUUUCUUGUAUAGCAGCUGUGACUACUUCAGUCAAUGUCCAAAUCAAAUACAAUGGGCCCAUGAGAAGAGCUGUGUUUGGUGGUGACAAUCUGGUAACGGCUGUUUUAACCGGACCAGGCAUCGUCUUCAUUCAGAGUUUGCCUUUUCAUCGAUUUUCUCAGCGUAUCGCUAGGGCAGUUACAUCACCAAAUAUGAGGGAAAAUCCAAAGUUCGUUAUGCAGAUAGCCGUUUUCUUUUUCCUGGCAUAUGUUGUGAUUAUAUCUUCGUUAAUCCUGACCGAUGUAUGAAACUACCAUUUACGGGACAACCAACAGUGUCAUAUCAGUUCUUCACACAUGAUGGUUGCUGUAGCUUGAUUCAGCUUCAAUAUGAUCAGAUCAAUAGAAACAAGGGACUUUAGAAGAGAAUUUGGCAGUGGGACUGACUGCUUUGUAAAUUUCUUUUUUGUUUUGGAAAGAUGUUCUGUAAAUUUAGAUAGUGGGCGUUCUACAUCAACUCACAGUAAUCAAUAUUCAGGUCGGCCCCUUGAGUAA
Molecule: messenger RNA, 1301 nt
Organism: Argentina anserina (silverweed cinquefoil)
Lineage: Eukaryota; Viridiplantae; Streptophyta; Magnoliopsida; Rosales; Rosaceae
Exons: 10
Coding region: 210-1055 (281 amino acids)
Source: RefSeq, a predicted model, not a curated record